Molecule: messenger RNA, 1488 nt
Organism: Camellia sinensis
Lineage: Eukaryota; Viridiplantae; Streptophyta; Magnoliopsida; Ericales; Theaceae
Source: RefSeq, a predicted model, not a curated record
AUGGAUACCCAUCUCAUAGAAACACUCCAAUUUGAAUACCCACCUCCCAAUUCUGUUGAUUCGAAGCAAACCUUAGAUAGGUCUUCACACAAUUCACCUCCGCCGCAAACCCUAGACUGUUUGCUCAACUCAUCAGCAGCUCCGCCCGACUCGAAUCCCGAUGAUCACUCUGAUUCGGCUUUGUUUGGUGGUGUUGAUUCUCAAAAGAACGAAGAAAAUGAUGCAUUCAAUUCUUCGCAUUGGCCGUCCAUGGGGUGGGACUCCCAGGGAGGCACCAAGAGCUCGGCCUCAGCCUUGAGUUGGUCCGAUUGGCCAUUGGAAGAAACUGUUGCCAAGGUUUCUGAUUCAGUCUCUCCAGAUUGGUCAAGUGAAGCUAAGCCGGCUAUGGUGGGUGCAAGGCUUGCAAAUCUAGGCAACACUUGUUUUCUUAAUGCAAUCUUACAAUGUUUUACGCACAUAGUGCCACUAGUUCACGGUCUUAGGUCAUACAAUCACCCGAGGCCUUGUGACUGUGAUAAUGAAGGGUUUUGUGUAAUUUGCACUCUUCGUGACCACAUUGAAUACUCCAUAGCUUCGAUGGACAGGACAAAGGAUACUUCCUUGCCUUCAGCUGAUGAGAGCUUGGUCAAGCAAGUUUUUGGUGGCCGUCUGUUUAGCAGACUUCAAUGCUGCAAUUGUGGUCACUCUUUUGACACCUAUGAGCCCUUGAUUGACCGGAGUUUGGAGAUUGAGAAUGUGGGUACUCUUCCUAGUGCAUUAGAAUCUUUCACCAAGAUGGAAAAGAUUGAAGAUACAGAGACAAAGUUCACUUGUGAACAAUGUAAAGAAAAAGUGUCAGUAGAAAAGAAGCUUAUAUUGAACCAGGCUCCUUCUGUUGCUGCGUUCGACUUGAAAAGAUUCAAGAAUGAUGGCUCAUAUGUUGAGAAGAAUGACAAGCACGUGGAGUUCCCACUAGAGCUAGACUUGCUGCCAUACACUAGUGUCGAUGUGUCGAUCAGAAUAAUGAUAUUCUCAUCCACUUCGGGUCAUUACUAUUACUUCAUUAGUUCUUCCCCAGAUGCAUGGUACAAGUUGGAUGACUCAAAGAUGCAUCCAAACAAAGGAAUGAAAGAGACAUGGAAUGAGAUUCUCAUUUUCCUUGCCACUCCUACCAGCCAAACAUGGCCUUCAGGUUGCAUUAUAUAUUGGCCAAAAGCCGCUGAACAGAAGGCAGUGGAAAGACUUGUUACAGGUAAGAAUAUAGAUGGGAUAAGAGACCCAUAUAUUCCUUUUGCUUUGCUCAUCUAUGUCCACGGCACCGAGAGAAAUAGAGGUCAUGGGAAUUUCUUUAACCUCUCAACAUCGAAGUCAGUGUUUGCUCUGACGCUCUAUGAAAUGCCUAGCACUCGACCCAAACUUCAUCUGUCACCAAUUGAAUGUCCACCCAACUGCAAGACCAAUUUCAUACAACGCAACUCGCAGAUCAGCACUCCACCAACGCCGAGAUAG